AUGCAUUUCUCACUCAAGGAGGAAAACUACGUAGUCAUCGAGAACGGCUCAUAUAGAAUAAAGGCUAUAAAGGGUGUCGGUGACACAAACCGAUUUCCGUCCGUGGUAGGUCACAAGACAGAGGACAAUGAGAAUCAGAAUUCCGAGGUGCAAACAGAAACUGUUUCAAGUCCGGAUGUUUCGGCGCCGAAUUCACCAAAUAGUAGCACACCACCAAAAAGGAAUUCCAAGGAACCCAAAUACAUAUGCGGAGCACAACUGGAAGAGUUCAAAGAGGGUGACCUCCGAAUUACGAGCCCGAUCAAACGCGGCGUGAUACAAAAUUGGGAAGAGUUGGAGGCUUUGUGGCGACACAUUCUUUUGAAGGAGUUGAAUAUUAAAAGAGCGCGCAAUGAAUGCCCCGUGCUGGUAUCGGUCCCCAAUAGCUGGACGAGAGAUAAUUACGAACGCAUCACGCAGUUAUUUUUCGAGAGGUUCAAUGCCCCCGGACUUUACAUCGCCAAUCAAGCAUUGAUGACGAUGUACGGAUUUGGAAGUCUCACCGGCCUGGUGGUUGACGUGGGACAUGGGAAAACUGAGGUUACGCCUGUUAUCGACUGUUCGAUUCAGUAUCACGCAUCUCAAACGCUGCCUUUGGCUGGUCAGGACUUUGAUGAAUAUUUUCUCUCGUUACUUUUAUCCGAUAAGAAAUUCAUGGAAGAAUAUGGCGACACGCCCGAUCUCGAGUUUGCAAGAGCUAUUAAAGAGACGGACAUAUGUGAGAUUCCGGAAGAUCCUCAUCAAGUAGAAGACGAAAAAUUAGAGCGGAUGGAGGCUUACGAACCCCUUUUCAACCCACAAAUCAUUAAUAGACACGGAACCCUUUCGUUGCCCGAGGCCAUCAAUUUGGCGAUAUCUUUGUGUGAAUCAGAUAAACGAAGCAUACUAUGGGAGAGUAUAGUCUUGACCGGGGGUUCGUCCCUCAUUAAAGGGUUUAAAGAACGGCUCGAGGCCGAACUACGAUUAUAUUUGGCUGCAUCGGAGAACUAUGGAGAUUUCCAGAUGAAAGAGGUCAAGUUUUUAAAGUUGCCUGAAUACUUUACUAACCUAAGGGAGAGACCGGAUCUAGCGGGAUUCUUGGGCUCCUCUAUCACGGCCAAGGCUUCAUCAACAAAGUCGACUAUAACGAGCACGGACCAGGCGUCAUCCAUACCAAAGGCUAUUAAUCUUCCAAGGUUCAAU
Messenger RNA from Acaulospora colombiana, 1221 nucleotides. NCBI's taxonomy places the organism in Eukaryota, Fungi, Glomeromycota, Glomeromycetes, Diversisporales, Acaulosporaceae. The record is from the annotation of a GenBank genome assembly.